This is a messenger RNA of Lolium perenne, 630 nucleotides long. RefSeq lists its product as uncharacterized. NCBI's taxonomy places the organism in Eukaryota, Viridiplantae, Streptophyta, Magnoliopsida, Poales, Poaceae. The record is from RefSeq and is a predicted model, not a curated record. Gene Ontology annotation, molecular function: nucleic acid binding; 3'-5' exonuclease activity. Gene Ontology annotation, cellular component: cytoplasm; nucleus.
AUGGAGCACCUCGCGCGCGACCCGACUCCUCAAACUCGGGUGUACCACCUCAUGGCCGAAGGGAUGGCUUUCAAGGUCACGAUCGCUCUCCGUGCAUCAAGAGUGGACAAGUGCAUCCGCGACGUCAAGAGGGACUUUCUCGACACCACAACGACCAAGUGCGUCGGCUUGGACUGCGAGUUCACUGACCCUCGCGCGGGUGAUCAGCGCGCCGCCGUCCUUCAACUCUCGGUGGCGUCCGAGACUUUGGACGGGAACAUCAGAUUCUGCGGCACGGCUAUCGGCAAUGAUGUGCAAAUGCUGAGUCCCUAUGACAUUCAUAUUACUUCUGCGUACGACCUUCAAAAGAUACUCCCGGACCCCACCAACAAGCCCACUUCGAAUCUAUAUGAUCUGGCAAACUCUACCAUUGGGACAAACCAUGAGAAGAAUAAAAGGAAGAAGUACAAGAAGAUAGACAUCGGCACGCAAGAAAAAGAAGAUGAGCUUAUUUUUGAAUGGGCCAAUUUUCCAUUGAGCUACGAGCAAGUGCACUAUGCUGCUCUAGACGCUCUCCUAGGCUUCGAGAUUGCUAGGAGGCAUUGGAUGCUAGUUGGCAACAAUAGCCAUGUUGAUCGUCUCAAUAUUUAG